AUGGACUCGCCUCGUGGCUCGGAAGGACCCCGGCCGGUCAACACUUCAGUGGAGAAAUCUGGGAGUCGCGUGUCGCCUAGCGCAGCUGCAAAUGGCCAUGGCUCUCCUAUCGACAAAAAGCGGAAAUUGGGAGAAGAGGAGGACACAUCAAGAUCUGCUGCGGAGGACCGUUUCGGCUCCAAGCGCAAGCGAGUUCAGGAACGACACCAAAAGCGAAGACCCGGCCGAUCACCGCACUCCGUUUAUUCACGACGCGAUGCAGAUGAGAACUCACGCGUGCCGAACCGAAGCGACCAGUCGCGCAGAUCACCAUCUCCGUUGCCACCUCGUCGUUCGCCCACACCUGAAGCGCAGGCGCGACAGCGGAAACGGCCGGGUGGUGGUGCACGUCGAGGCCUCGUGGACCCUGAAACAAUUCGCAGGAGACAAGAAGAGCGAGCGCGUGCUCAGGAAGAUGAUGCCAUGCGUUAUUCUCAAAGUCGAGGCGUGACUGAUAUCGUUCGCCAACACUACAAUGCCGUGCCUCAGCGCGGCAGAGAAUGGCGCAAAACCGAGAGCAAGAUCAAAGGACUGCGCAGCUUCAACAACUGGGUCAAGAGCACCCUUAUUCAGAAGUUCUCACCUGAUGAGGAUUUUGUUUCCCAAUCCCUUGAUACUAAGGAUUGGGCAAAUGGCGCUGCGCCGCCGCCUGUGGAGGAGAAACGGCUGCUAGUCAUCGACCUUGGCUGUGGCAAAGGCGGGGAUUUGGGUAAAUGGCAGUUAGCACCUCAACCUAUUGAUCUCUACGUCGGCCUUGACCCUGCGGACAUCUCCAUUGACCAGGCACGGGACCGCUACGCGCAGAUGAAAACCGGACGGGGGCCGCGUCAACGCCGUGGUCCUCUUUUCCAUGCAGAAUUCGCACCGAAAGACUGCUUUGGUGAAUGGCUGGGGGAUGUUCCCAUAGUGCAGCAAGUGGGAAUCGAGGCCAACGUAGGGCCUGGGGGCUCCGUCAUGGCCUCGCGAUGGGGUGGCGGCGGAUUCGAUGUUGUUGCAUCCAUGUUCACGAUCCACUAUGCUUUCGAGAGCGAGGACAAGGCAAGGCAGAUGCUACGUAAUGUUGCAGGAUGUCUAAAAAAGGGUGGUCGCUUCCUCGGAGUUUGUCCAAAUUCGGACGUCAUCAGCGCCAAUGUGGCCGACUAUCACACAAAGCAAAAGGCAACUGAAGCUGAAAAGAAGAAGGAAGCUACAGAGCCUGAAGAUGGAGAAGUGGAAGACGAUGUGAAGAAGGCGGAAUGGGGAAACCCCAUCUACCGCGUGCGCUUCCCUGGAGCUACUCCCGAAGAUGGAGUAUUCCGGCCUCCCUUUGGAUGGAAGUACAGUUAUUUCAUGGAAGAAGCUGUCGAGGAGAUUCCGGAGUACGUCGUGCCUUGGGAAGCAUUCCGAGCGUUGACCGAAGAAUACAACCUUGAGCUGCAAUACCGAAAGUCAUUCCUUGACGUAUGGAAGGACGAGAAGAAUGACUCGGAACUUGGCCCAUUGAGUGAGCGGAUGGGGGUCCGUGAUAGGGCUACCGGCGAGCUCUUGAUGACAAAGGAGGAGCAGGAAGCAGCAAGACCCUCACGCGGACUAUCCAACCCCGCCUCAAGCUCCAGACGCAGAGACAGAGACCGCGACCGCGAUCGAGGUUCACCCAGCCGAGAAGGAACGCCUCCUCUGCCCGAGUACGAAGCGCCCAUUGCCCCACUCACCGACCCCGGCCGACAAGCCCUCAUAGCCCUCCUCCGCUCACAGAACCUGCGCUCACUCAAAACACAUAUCCACCACGUCGAAACGAAGCUCACAGAUGCGGCAGGAGAGGUAAACGAGCGGUUGGCGGACGCGAAACUGCGUGCGAAGAAGAAGGCCGAGAGGCAGAGGGAGAGUAGAGAAGCUAGCCGGUCCACGACGGAGGUUGAAGGUGGUGAGAAUGUCAAUCUGGACGACAAGGAGGAUCCGGAGGAAGCAGAGCGGUUGAGAGAGUUGGAGGAACAGGUAGAGGCUGUUACGGGGCGGUUGGACAAGAAUAUGCGCAGGGCGAUUGAUUCGGCCGUUAGGAUUGACGGGUUGAGUAAUGCCUUGAACAAGUUGCAGGGCGAAGCGGAGGUGGCUGCGACUGCGAACAAUCAACGGCAGAGGCAGAGGCGGCGAAGACGUGCUGAGGUGGAAGAUGGGGAUGAGGAUGAGAACGGGGAUGGGGACGGGGACUUGUAUGAGGCCUCGCCUCAGACGGAGGUAGACGUGGAGCAGAUUUCGCUGAGAGCGAAGCUUGAGCGAGCAAUGGCUGAGGACCAAGAGAAAUGGGAGGAAAUGACAUUGACAGAACGGUACUCCAAACAUAACGAUUAUAUCGGCUUCUACCGCAUGAUCCACGAAGCCAAGCACCCCGGCGACAAUGUGCCUCCCCUUCCGCACGCCUCAACCUGGUUCGCGCACCUCGAAGACCCCAACACCGCUACGCGGUCAUCCUCCUCACGCACGACCCGCCAACAACGCCCCCGAACCACCUCGGCCGCCUCUGACUCCGACGAUCUCGCCAUCGAGAGCGAGCGCAUCUCCCUCAAAUGCCCCAUUACCCUCCUCCUCUUCCGCGAUCCUGUCACCAGCACAAAAUGCCCGCACAGCUUCGAGCGAGACGCCAUAACUUCCAUGAUCGAUCAGAGCGCCCUUACUAUCGCUGCCGCACCAUCAACAUCCGGUCGCGGUGGCCGCCGUAUCCGCGCCGUGAAGUGCCCUGUCUGCGAGGUGGUCCUGACGAACAAUGACCUCCGCCAGGAUCCCGUGCUGGUAAGGCGUGUGCGUCGUGCCGCGAGAAGACAAGAGCGUGAGGACGAGGAGGAAGCGGAGCUGGGACUCUCGGGACGGAGGAAGGGCAGGGUUACUCUUGGGAGCGAUGAUGAUGAUGAUGAGGAUGAAAGUCGUGGUGGGGGUGCCAGUCGCGCCACGACGGUUGAUUACAUCCGAAUCAAGCAGGAGAGGGCGAGAUCACGCGGCGUUACUGAGGUUGAGGAUCAUGAGGAGGAGGAUGAGCAGGCUACUGCACCGGAGAGUGACACGCAUGGUUCGAAUGAGGAAGAAAGCGAAUCGGGCUCAAGUGACUCGAAUGAGGAUGAUGAGAUGGAAGAAUAA
Aspergillus mulundensis is the source of this 3147-nucleotide messenger RNA. RefSeq lists its product as uncharacterized. The coding region runs from base 1 to 3147 and encodes 1048 amino acids. Gene Ontology annotation, molecular function: zinc ion binding; mRNA 5'-cap (guanine-N7-)-methyltransferase activity. Lineage: Eukaryota; Fungi; Ascomycota; Eurotiomycetes; Eurotiales; Aspergillaceae. The transcript is spliced from 4 exons. Gene Ontology annotation, biological process: 7-methylguanosine mRNA capping. Gene Ontology annotation, cellular component: nucleus. The record is from RefSeq and is a predicted model, not a curated record.